AUGAAAGAAUGGACCUCACCAGUAUAUGCGUUCUUUGACCCAACACCAUGCAUCAUUGAGAAUGAUGGUUGGUGGACACAUGAGUUCAAGUGUAAUGCCCAGUCCACUGGAAAUAUGUGGAAGCAUGUCAAAUUGUGUUGGGGUGAUGCGGUACUGAAAGCUGCUGAUGAUGCAAAGGAUGCAAGUGAGGUCCACACCAAAAUUGUUCUGGGAAUCCUGCGAGACGGAUCAAUAACAGUGUCCUUUGAAUGCAAGGGGAAGGGGAAGGUGACAUACUCCUACCAUCAACACACCUGCACUGAGACUAAAGCUGAGCUUGUGCAUUGGGUCUCCGAAAGCCUGCAACCAUUCAAGAUAGUCAAAGACUGA
Suillus paluster is the source of this 369-nucleotide messenger RNA. RefSeq lists its product as uncharacterized. The transcript has 3 exons. Bases 1 to 369 code for a protein of 122 amino acids. Lineage: Eukaryota; Fungi; Basidiomycota; Agaricomycetes; Boletales; Suillaceae. The record is from RefSeq and is a predicted model, not a curated record.